UAGUAGACACGUAACGGUCGCCCGAUUUCAAAAGUUUACGCGCUUUGUUUCGGUUGCAAAAUGUAAAGUUCUCGAAAGAAAAUCUUAAAUAACGUCGCGAUGACGGAAAAAUUAAAGGACUAUCAAGUACUCGACGUGUUUUGUAGUGGCACGUUGUAUAAAGUGAGACACAAGGUCACAAACAGCAUAUUUGCGUGGAAGGCGUACAAUUGCUCCGCGUUCUCCGAUGAACAAAUACAAAACGUCGAUAAUGAAGUGAAAACAUUGAGCAAAACUAUAUCUGGCAACUUCCUUCGGUACUACGAUACGAUACUACAUGGCCCGACCAAAACACUUUAUUUUGUUCUCGAAUACAUUUCUUGGCAGAGCGUACAGGAAUUGAUCGCACUAUGCAAGGCCACCGACAAGCAUUUCACUGAGGAUUUCAUCUGGUAUACUUUGCUGGAGCUCGCGCGCACCUGUAAGUUUCUAGAAGAGUUGAACUUCGUCGCCUUGAAGAAAUGUCUCUCGCCCGAGGCGAUCUUCGUGGGACCCAACGGGGAGCUGCGGGUCAACUGCUUCGAGCUCGCUGCCGAUCUUUCGGGGACGACAGACUUGAUCCAGCAAGUGGGAGACUUGAUACGCACCCUUUGCUACUUACCCGGGGCGUGCGACGACAAGAUCAAAGAGUUCCACUAUAGUGAUGACCUCCAAGACGUAAUUAAUUUCCUCACCGAUGCCAAGACCGACUACUUGCAGGCUGAUGUCGUUAUUUACCAUCCAACAGUUUUAGCCAACACAAACACCCUGGCAGGACCCUACUGUUUCUCAGACAUACUUGCCUCCACUGAAACUACAAUAUUAACUUCCGAAGCAAACAAAUGUGAUUCUGAGAAAGCUGUAGAGCAAUGCAGGAGCAUAGAACCCCUUCCUAGAAAACAUGUCACUGUUGACAGCCCUGUUUACAGCAAUAUCAGCCCCAAACAGAAAAUAAAUCAUUAUAUUGAAGAGAGUAGCUCUCCAUGGCAGCCUGUGUCUCCAGUCAUCGCAGCAUUGGCUUUAGAGCUGCCAGGUUAUGUGCCUCGUAGCAGAAAACCUUAUAGUGAGGCAUUGGAGAGAUAUAAUGGCCCCCAAAAGGUGUCUGAGGACACUCUCAGCCAUCAAUGGAUGUCUCGCCUCAUAGCAUUGAGAGAAAGAGAGGAGUCACUAAAUAUAAGGGAAAAGAUCUUGAUAACUAAAGAGAUAAUAAACAGUCCAACUAUGGAAAUAGUUUCUUUUAAUGAGUCAUGGGGUGAGCAGAGUGGCAUCAAAACAAAUGGAAUAACUUUGCCACAAGUUCUCAACCAAGCAAGUGAAGUUGCAAACAACUGGGUUUCACGUCGGCGACAGAGGAGAUCCAGUUCAGUACGUACAAGGCCUCGGAGGAAAAGCUAUGCCUAUGAGGACCUAGACAGCUCCUUGUCGGCGGAUAAUGGAGAUGACAGCAUGAUCAUAACUGCUGCAAAAAUAACUAAGGAGAACAUGCCUCGUAGGAAUAUAUUCCCUGAAGUGACUACAAAGAAAGUGCAUUUUACACCUACUAACCCUUUUAUUGACAGUGAUGAGAGUGUAACUUUGACUUUUUAUGAGUUAGAAAAUGUUAAAGGUGAUAGCAAAGUGAUCCAGACAGAUGAGAAGCCGUUUAAAGACAUCAGCAAGUUCAAAUAUUUAGACCUGCAAAAGUUGCCUUCAGAGAAGAGAUCUGCAAUGCAAUUGAAUCAGCCCUCACCUUCUAAACAAGCCAAAAUAACAGGUAAAGUGUUCACGGAUAUAACAAAUAUAAACAGAUGCAAGACACCUUCCAAAACCAGCCUUUUCUCGAAAGGUUUGCGAAAAUCAAUGAUAUGUACAAACAGUCAGUUGGGUAAUGAUUCUAAAGCAGGCAAGAGUAAUUCUAAUGAGCUGACUAUUACUAAUAGUAAGCUUCCUUACAAUCAGACUCCUAAAGCACCACCAGAACUCAAGAAAUCAAAGAGAAAGUCUCUCUUGCCUUUUAAAACUCCAUUUAAGUUUAAGACUUCUACAAAAGUUUAACUACUGAUAAAUUUACAAAGUUUACAUCUAGAAACUUAUUUCUAUUUCAUUUUAUUAAAGUGUCAUAUUAGUUUUAAGUUUUAUUUCUCUUGGUUGUGGUUUUUUGUGCUUCUUUAUCUUAAGUUUAGUGAGCUUUUUAUAUAUUAUUUUGCAGUUCCAACAAAUUAUGGAACAAACAAAUUGUGAAUUAUAUUAUGAUUUUAAGUUUAUUUUUUCUUUAUAUAAGAAAAUAAAACGGACACAACCCACCCAAACUGUAGCCAUUAGUGAAAUAUUUAAUAUUGUUUCUACAAUAUUAUAUUUGUAUAGUAUUACGAUUUUAUAAAACAAAUGUCUAUGAGAUUAUUAAAUCUACUAUCUAAUAAAUAUAAAUUGAAUAUUUUUUUAUGUAAAAAAACAAUGAUAUCUUAUGAGAUAAAAUUCUUAGUCUUUAGUCUUCCAAGCUUCCAUAGC
Messenger RNA from Pararge aegeria (speckled wood butterfly), 2505 nucleotides. RefSeq lists its product as uncharacterized. Bases 100 to 2052 code for a protein of 650 amino acids. NCBI's taxonomy places the organism in Eukaryota, Metazoa, Arthropoda, Insecta, Lepidoptera, Nymphalidae. The record is from RefSeq and is a predicted model, not a curated record. Gene Ontology annotation, molecular function: ATP binding; protein kinase activity. Gene Ontology annotation, biological process: protein phosphorylation. The transcript has a single exon.